GAAAACCCGUACCUGUGCAGCGAUGAGUGCGACGCCUCCAGUCCUGAUUUGUCUCACCCUCCUCAGCUGAUGGGCGACAGGGAGAGGGGCGGGCUCAUCACCUAUUGGCAGACGGUCACAUGGUCCCGGUAUCCUGAGCCCCUAUUGGCCAACAUCACGCUGUCCUGGAACAAGAGUCUGGAGGUGGUCGAUGACAUCGUCGUCACCUUCGAGUAUGGCCGACCGACCAGCAUGGUUCUGGAGAAGUCUCUGGACAAAGGUGCGACGUGGCAGCCGUAUCAAUACUAUGCUGACGACUGUCUGGAGGUGUUCGGCAUGUCCCCUAAACGGGUCUCUGAUUUAGCACCAAGUAACUUAACCCGGGUUAUCUGUACGGAGCAGUACUCCCGCUGGGUUGGCGCCAAGGAAGAGAGGGCCGUGGUGUUCGAGGUGCGUGCUCGGUUCGGGGUGUUUGCAGGUCCAAAGUUGAUCAACAUGGAUGCCCUGUACACUCGGAUGGAGACCAUGAAGGGCCUGAGAGACUUCUUUACCUUCACUAACCUCCGGCUGAGACUCCUCCGCCCGGCGCUGGGAGGGACCUAUGUCCAGAGGGACAACCUGCUGAAAUACUUCUACGCUAUUUCUAACAUCGAUGUACCUGCCAGGUGUAAGUGUAACCUGCAUGCGUCUCAGUGUGUGUUACGUGAUGCGACGCUGCAGUGUGACUGUGAGCACAACACGAGUGGACAGGACUGUGAGAGCUGCAGUCAGGGGUUCAAUUCCCCCAGCUGGAGACCAGGAUCAUACCUGCCAUUGCCCAGAGGCACCGCCAACACCUGUGAAGCAGCAGAACCAGCAGCCGCGGCUGGUGACUCUAACUCAGCAGCAUCUGAUAGACCCUCUGCCUCAUCAGAUGGAGUGACUGACACUACUACUACUACUACUACUACUACUACUACGACUGUUACUACUGGCACCACUACAACUGACAGAACUACUAUGACUACUACUGCUACUACUGACAGAACUAGGACUGACACUGCUCUAACUGAUGCGAGUACUUUUACUGUCACAGACACACCCAGGACUUCUACCAUCACCGACACAUGGAGAACUACUACAGAAGAAAUAAGUGAUACUGGGGACUUUCCUAAAGCUGGUGUAGACUCUACCACCACAGUUUUUACGACUAUCAGUAGUCCUGUUAGUACUGCAGGCUCUGAUGCGUUUCAAGACUUUAGCAGUAUGACAGAACCUCCAGCGGACACAGGUCCAUCCAGCAGUACAGCUCUGGAGUAUGAAGACAGUGUUUACAAACCAGACACCACCACUCCCAGUACCACUGUUAGCACCUCCAGUCCCACCAGUUACACCAGAACCAACAGUCCCACUAUCCAAGGCCGCAGUACUGACUCUGAGGUGUCUAUUUCUGACCCAGUGACUCCGCCCUUUGACCCCAUCUCCUCACCAGACAUCACAGACUCCACCCAAUCUGGGACUGGUACUACUGACCUGAUCACAAGUACUACCCCGCCUACUGAUGGGACUACAACAUCAACCGGAGCACCAACAGCAGCAAUCAUCCCAGAAAUAACCCCAACCAGGGACGGGCCUUCAUCUGGAGACAAUACCCCCAGUCAAACUGGAGAUACUCCACCAAGUCAGACUGGAGACACUCCACCCAGUCAGACUGGAGACACUCCAGUCAGUCCGACUGGAAACACUCCAGUCAGUCCGACUGGAGACACCCCACCCAGUCUGACUGGAGACACUCCACCCAGUCAGACUGGAGACACCCCACCCAGUCAGACUGGAGAUAUUCCACCCAGUCAGACUGGAGACACUCCACCAAGUCAGACUGGAGAUAUUCUACCCAGUGAGACUGGAGAUAUUCUACCAAGUCAGACUGGAGACACUUCACCCAGUCAGACUGGAGACACUCCACCCAAUCAGACUGGAGACACUCCAUCCAGUCAGACUGGAGAUACUCCACCCAGUCCGACUGGAAAUACUCCACCCAAUCAGACUGGAGACACUCCACCCACAGCAGGAACUGAUACAACUUCUCCUAAUGUUCCUCCAGACACUCAAAUCAAUGUACCUCGUCCUGAUCAACCUCCACCAGAUGGAGCCUUUCCCGAUAUACCACCACCUGAUGUGGCUCCUGAUGUACCUCUGGAAGUACCACCUCCUGAUAAACCUCCACCCAAUGAAGCUCCUCCUAAUGUUCCUGCUCCAGACUUACCUUCCUCUGAGGUACUUCCUCCGGAUAUGCCUCUUCCAGAUGUACCUCCUCCAGACGCACCUCUUGGAAUUCCUCCUCCAGAUCCUGCUGAGGCCUUGUUGCCUCCCUCUGAAGGAGGAAGUGAUGCUUCACCAGACACAAGCUCUACCAUCUCAGCUCCCUCUGACCCUGCUGGGGAUUUGGCCCCUGUGGACUUCACCUUCCCUUUUCCAGAUGACCGUAAUUCAGCUGACACUGGACCAGGUCCUGGACCAGUGCCUGCUGGUGAUCCUGGGAAAAUUCCAGAGGAUUCUGGUGGAUCAGUAGAUGUUCCUGAAUCAAAUACAAUCGAUUCUGGACUGGAUUCUAUCUCAGCAGGUAUAGAUACAGAGGAAACAGGAAAUGGUGGAAUAGAAUCAACUGGACCCGAUUCCCCUGCACCAGAUAGUAAUGGUCCUGGUCUAGAGUCUGGACCAGAUUCCCCUGCACCAGAUAGUAAAGGUCCUGGUCUAGAGUCUGGACCAGAUUCCCCUCCACCAGAUAGUAAAGGUCCUGGUCUAGAGUCCGGACCAGAUUCUCCUCGAGUAGUAGAUGACCCGGGAGCAGGUUCCUCGGCAGUUCAGGUGGAAGUGAAGUCUUCAGGGGAAGAUUCGGAUGCUGGUGGACCAACAGGAGGCUCUGAGUCAGAGGAGAAGAAAGACCCUAAACCAGAGAAAACACCAGAGCAGAAAGAGGAGAAAGGUACAAACUGUGGCCCUGAUUGGUCAGAUUAG
This is a messenger RNA of Plectropomus leopardus (leopard coralgrouper), 2976 nucleotides long. The record is from RefSeq and is a predicted model, not a curated record. NCBI's taxonomy places the organism in Eukaryota, Metazoa, Chordata, Actinopteri, Perciformes, Serranidae.